AUGACCAUCCCCUACCUCAUCCUUCAUAAAAGCGACGCCAGUCCAGGUGCCCAACUUCGACGGCCGUUGGCCGCCCCGCAGCCAGGCUCGCGCAUGCGCACCUACAGGCCCAACCACCGCAACGAACUCUGGGAGCCCGUUGCAGCAUCUGCAGUGCUUGGACUGGAUACGACCCUGAACCCUGGUGCCUCCAUGACUCCUUUCACCACACUGCCCUUUCCCCAGCUGACUGUUGGCCCUGAACACCAGUCUCUUGGAGAGCAGCUUCUGCUGCCCCUGACAACCCCGUCACUGCCUCCUGGCUUCCCUCUGGCACUGCCAGGUUUGCCCAGUGCCCCUCUGGCAGCGAGAGAUGCUGCUCGUGGUCUCGUUGGGACUGGGGCUUGCAACAUCAUGGACCAGGUCAGGUCAGAAGUGGGGCAACCACAGCCACCCCAGACUGAGACCAUCGUCCUGACACAGGCACCCCUCAACAAGAGUGCUCCAGAGGCCCUCUGUGGUGGUGCUGUGUGUCCUGCACCUCCAUUCUUGGAAGCCUCUGCAGUGGAGACCAUUUUGUCUACCUUGGCUUUGGGGGGUGCCCCAGCUGGCAAGGGAGGCUGGUAUCCCAGCCUUCCUCCUCAAGCUCCACCAACAACUGCACAGCUGGCCUCCAUCAUCCCUCCAGUGAACGCUUGGCCUCAGCUACCUGGGGCUUGCAGCAAGGGUGGCCUGGCCACCUCUCAGUCCCAGGCCUUUCCAGAUGACUUCUAUAACCCCAAGAACAUGUAUGAGAACUUCCAACGUUGGCGUCGCUUCAAGGUCCUGGCCCGUGGGCACCUUCUCCAGAGUCCUGAUGCAGAAGCUCUUUCCUGCUUUCUCAUCCCAGUGCUCCGCUCGCUCUCCCACCUGAAGCCCACCAUGACUUUGGAGGAGGGAAUAGGGCAGGCCAUGCAGGAGUGGGAUCGCAAAAGCAACUAUGACCGGAUGACCUAUUACGAGAUGGCAGAAACGUUCAUGGAGCUUGAGGCAGAGGAGGAGAUGCAGAUUCAGAAGUUGCAGUUGAUGAAGGGGGCACAAGGCCUGCAUCCAGCAGCCCCACCGAGACCUGAUCCUCAGGGACCCUCAGCCCAUAUGGUGGGCCCACAGCCAGGUACAACAGAGUUGUGCAUUCCCAUGGAGGACAUACCCAGGGCCCAGGGUGCCCACAGACCCCAGGUGACCCAGGAGACUGAGACAUCUGAUGAGAUCCCCCCUGAAGCCGUACAAGAGUACAUGGACAUCAUGGAUGAGUUGGAGGGGCUGACCCACUCAGCCACAGGGGACAAAGGUGGAGAACGGGAAGAGGACAGAAAGGAGUUGCAGCAGGGACAGGAUGAGACUUGCCUGGACCUGGGUCUCCUGAAGUACCUUGAAUAUCUGUGUGACCAGGACGACUAUGUCACCCAGGUGAAGGCCAUUCCCGACGAACUCCUGAAACAAGUGGUUACCAUAGAAGCAAUGCUGGAAUUCCUGCCUGAAGCUGAAAAGAUGGCACAGCAGUUAGGACUCCCUCCUGUCCAGCCAGUAGAGUACGAGGUCCUGGCCUCCAAGGUGGAGGAGGGUGUGCAGGCACCCCAGAGUCAUGGUGCACCCCAAUUGGACUCAAGUCCUUCAGAGUCUGUGGCCAGCCAGGAUGCCCAGAGGUGUGCCCACCACCCCCAGCUGGGGGUCAGUGACAAAGGCUUCUCAGCAGAGACUGACUUCCAGGGCCGUCAAAAGCAAGGUGGAGGAGAUGCACACCUGACCAAGCCCAAAGCCUUUGCUGUCUCAUCAGGACAUCAGGAGUGCCCAGCACUGAGGGCUCCAUGCUUCUCCCCUCUUCCCCAGGGGUACAAGCACACUUACUGUAGGCGGGUGCCCAGGGAUGCCUCUACUCCCAGAGAGACCUCUCUUGUUAGAGAAACUCUCAGGUCAAUGGGCAGGCCCAGUGAGAAUGAGGAGGACCUCCCCAGUCUGACCUUCCUCAUGGCCUCUCCUAAGAACCUGCUGCCCUGUACUCUCUCUCUGAGUCCUGUCUCUGCCCCAGGCCUUGCCUGCCCUGAAGGUCGGGGGCGCAGGCCAGCUGCCCAGUCCCAGACCCAAAAGAGAAAGUGUGACCAGUCUGUCACAGGGACUUGGAGGAAGCGGCAGUGCAGCUACUAUGGAGCAGCGCCAUGUCCCUCCCACUGCCAGCCUCAGACAAGAUGGGGGUGCCCAAACCAGAUAUGA
Artibeus jamaicensis (Jamaican fruit-eating bat) is the source of this 2229-nucleotide messenger RNA. Its product is annotated as NUT family member 2G-like. The record is from RefSeq and is a predicted model, not a curated record. Lineage: Eukaryota; Metazoa; Chordata; Mammalia; Chiroptera; Phyllostomidae. The transcript has 7 exons. Bases 1 to 2229 code for a protein of 742 amino acids.